GAAGUCACCCAAGGCUGUCCAGGGAGCUGGGGGUGGGGCUGUUUCUGGAACCUAAACACACAUACCACCUCCCCUUCCUCUGACCCAAUGAGGUCUCGAGCUGGAAACCACAAACCCUCACUCACCCCACAGGAGCCAGCGUCUGGCUUCCCUCUGGCCACGUGCUGCAGACCCGGAGUGGGUGGUUAGUUGGUUAAUGCCAGUCUUCCUCCCCCGGACACGGAGUUCUGCCGACAGCCCCCGCCCCCGUCAGAGCUCUACCUUAUACCGCUGGGAGUGGAGCUGGUGUGGAGCCUGGAGGUCACCCGCUGCCCUCCCAGGGCUGCUCCGGACAGCAUUAAGACCCUGCAGGGCACAGGUGAGACUAAUAGCUGGGAGAGCUGCUCCAGGCAUUUAGGACCUGGGACAGGUGAGUCAGCCCAGUGGGGGCAGGGCUCCUGGAACAAGGAUCUACAGCUGGAGUUGCCCCACCCUCAUGUCACCUGGAGAAAAACUGGACCCAAUUCCCGACAGCUUCAUUCUGCAACCGCCAGUCUUCCACCCGGUGGUUCCUUAUGUCACGACAAUUUUUGGAGGCCUGCAUGCAGGCAAGAUGGUGAUGCUGCAAGGAGUGGUCCCUCUAGAUGCACACAGACUCCCCACGAUGCGGUGUUGAGUGUCAUUGGUAGUGGUCAAGUACCAAGAGGACCAAGAAGCUGCCAUGCUCAGUUCCAGGCUGCCCUGGGCCUACAUGGCAGCAAGAAAGCUCUACAGUGCCUGGCUCCAAAGAGGGCACUGCUGUCAUAGUCAUGGCAAGCACUUAGAGAGCACCUGCUGUAUACCAGGAACUGUUCUAAGCCCUUUAAAGGUGAGUGUGAAUGGACAGCACUUUCUCCACUUCCGCUACCAGCUCCCACUGUCUCAUGUGGACACGCUGGGCAUAUUUGGUGACAUUCUGGUAGAGGCUGUUGGAUUCCUGAACAUCAAUCCAUUCGUGGAGGGCAGCAGAGAGUACCCAGCUGGACACCCUUUCCUGCUGAUGAGCCCCAGGCUGGUGAGUGAACCUCCCUCCUGCUCCAUCAGGGCUGGGGGCGCAGUCUGGGAGGUGCCCUGCUCACAUGCUCUUCCCCAGGGUCUCUGGCCCGGGCAGGUCAUCAUAGUGCGGGCACUGGUCUUGCAAGAGCCGAAGCAUUUCACUCUGAGCCUGAGGGACCAGGCUUCCCGUGCUCCUGUGUCACUCAGGGCUUCCUUCACAGACAGAACUCUGGCCUGGAUAUCCCCCUGGGGGCAGAAGAAGCUGAUCUCAGCCCCCUUCCUCUUUUACCCCCAGAGAUUCUUUGAGGUGCUGCUCCUGUGCCAGGAGGGAGGGCUGAAGCUGGCGCUCAAUGGGCAGGGACUGGGGGCCACCAGCGUGAACCAGCAGGCCCUGGAGCAGCUGCGGGAGCUCCGGAUCAGUGGAAGUGUCCAGCUCUACUGUGUCCACUCCUGAGGAGGGUUCCAGGGAAACCCUGACAGAAAACAGGAAGGUCAGCCCACACCCAGGGCCCAGCUCUCCUCCCCUCAUUAAACCGUCCACCUGACACCCCCACAUCAGGCCUGGUUCACUUCUGGGCUCACGGGCCUGAGUCUGCAGGAGCUUUGGGCCUGAGGGAAGGCACAAGGGUGCAAAGGGUCCUCGGACUCUGCACCUUCCUCCACCAGGAGCCUGGGAUUUGGCUCCAUCUGCCUUCAGGGCCUGAGGUGUACUCACAGAGGCAGGUUUUGUAGACUAACAAAGAUACUCCAAAAUACAAUGGCUUAAAGGAU
This is a messenger RNA of Cercocebus atys (sooty mangabey), 1785 nucleotides long. RefSeq names its product lectin, galactoside-binding, soluble, 12 (gene LGALS12). NCBI's taxonomy places the organism in Eukaryota, Metazoa, Chordata, Mammalia, Primates, Cercopithecidae. Gene Ontology annotation, molecular function: lactose binding; integrin binding. The transcript has 9 exons. The record is from RefSeq and is a predicted model, not a curated record. The coding region runs from base 701 to 1468 and encodes 255 amino acids. Gene Ontology annotation, biological process: intrinsic apoptotic signaling pathway; lymphatic endothelial cell migration.